Solanum tuberosum (potato) is the source of this 741-nucleotide messenger RNA. RefSeq lists its product as uncharacterized. Gene Ontology annotation, molecular function: zinc ion binding. Lineage: Eukaryota; Viridiplantae; Streptophyta; Magnoliopsida; Solanales; Solanaceae. The record is from RefSeq and is a predicted model, not a curated record. The transcript has 2 exons. Bases 1 to 741 code for a protein of 246 amino acids.
AUGGCACCCAUUUACAUGGUAAAUAUCGUGUUGUUGAGCGUUGUUGCAAAAGAUACGGAAAAUCAUGUUUAUCCAAUUGUUUUUUGUGUCGUGGACAAAGAGAAUGAUGCAUCUUGGACAUUCUUCUUUGAGAAAUUGAAGGAGAUGAUGGUCGAUGAACCAGAUUUCUGCUUUAUCUCCGAUAGACACAAGAGCAUCACCAAAGGCAUUGUGAAUGCUUACAAUCAUGCUCACCACGGAUAUUAUUGUAUGAGGCACCUCGAACUCAAGAACAAAUGUCCCGCGGCAGUCAUCGUCCUUGAGUAUGAUAUUGGUUUAGUGAAGUGGGGCAGGGCACAUUUUCCUGGCAAUAGAUAUGAUGUGAUGACCACAAAUAUCGCCGAGUCACUCAAUGCUAUGUUGAUAGACGAAAGGGAGUAUUCUGUGGCAUCAAUAUUUAAUUCGAUUGCUAAGAGGUUUGGAGAAUUGUUCAGGGAGAGGCAUGCAUAUAUCCUUAAAUCAGUGGUUAAUCAAAUGGUGCCUUCUGUUGAAAAAAUUGCAAGAAAGAAAAUGAUCGAGGGCGGCUCCUUAUAUGUGGAGAACGUAAUCGGGGACGGCAAUCAAUUUACUGUGUUCGGUGCAGGUUUUACUACCUAUGUGGACCUACUAGAAAAGUCAUGUUCUUGUAGAGAAUAUGACUUGAUCAAGAUACCUUGUGCUCACGCGAUGGCCACUUUGCGAUCGAAGCAUGGCAAUGAGUAA